Phymastichus coffea is the source of this 786-nucleotide messenger RNA. RefSeq names its product mitochondrial import inner membrane translocase subunit Tim10 B-like. Bases 350 to 631 code for a protein of 93 amino acids. The transcript has 3 exons. NCBI's taxonomy places the organism in Eukaryota, Metazoa, Arthropoda, Insecta, Hymenoptera, Eulophidae. The record is from RefSeq and is a predicted model, not a curated record. Gene Ontology annotation, cellular component: mitochondrial intermembrane space chaperone complex.
UACAAUGUGGUUGGACAAAUUAGAACGUUCCUUGUUUAUGAUUGGCUAUUCUUACGUUGGCAUAGUUAAUUACCUGUUUUUAUUAAUAACUUCAAACAAUUAUUAUAAAUUUUUAAACUAACAUUUUAGCACAUUCAUACGUACAAAAGUGAAAUACUUUUACGUUUUUAUUUAAAAUCUAAGUAAAGUAUAAAUUUCAUAGCAUGCACAUUAACCUACAAUAUUGCUAACAAUCAUGUUUUCAGUUUGAAGUGAAAAAUGAAAUAAUAAUAAAUUAAAUGUAAAUGUAAUAAAAAAUAUUUUUGAUUGGAGUAACUUACUUAAUUGAUAAGAAUUAUAAGUAUAUAUAAUGGAUCAAUUUAGAGAUUUUCUUAAGCUUUACAACCAAAUAUCAGAUAUUUGUUUUAAUCGUUGUGCAAAUUCUUUCAACACAAGAACAGUAGAAGCAGAUGAGAAAAAAUGUGUUGAGGCUUGUGCUCAAAAAUUUAUUCUCACCAACCAUAGAAUCAUGGAAAUUUUUAUGGAGGUACAAGCUGUGAUUGUACAAAAUAGAAUAGGUAAUAUGAAUGUUACUGAGCAAGCUAUGGAAGCCACAAAUCAAGAACCACCAAAAGUUGAGAUUUUAAAAUAGAUUAAAGUUUGUAUUUACAAGUAUAUGACUAUUAAUUGUUAAACAUAUGUUGUCUUUUCACGGAAUAAAAUUAUUAUUCAUUUUUAAACAAUUUUAUUAACAUUGCUCAACUUCUUAAAACUUGAGCAUGUAUGUUACAUAAGCAUACAAUUAUA